AUGACCAACUCGCAGACCAACGGGGACGGCGCCAACGGGCCUUCACCGACUGUCCCCCAGCCCCAAUCUGCCCAUGCCCCGCUAUCGGGCCAGCCUUCUCCGCUUGCGAACGCUUCUUCCGUCCAGCCACAUGGUCCUUCCCCACCUCAGGCCCAGGGCGACCACGGGGCAGGCCAAGACCUCUCUGCGCUCGACGAUAACAGCGAUAACGCCAAACGCCCCCGCUUACGUCUCGCGCACGCCUGCGAUCGCUGCCGCCGCAGGAAAAUUAAAUGCGACACCCAACACCCCUGCACCCCGUGCCAACAGUCCAACAAUGUGUGUACGUUCGAGACCCCUUCGCGACGGACGGUCAAACCGAAAGGCACGUCCGCGGAGCGCGUGAGCGGCACGGGUGGGGUCAAGAGGCCACAUUCGCCGGGGAGGAGUUUUGCCAAUCUCGCCACGGGGCGGGGUGAGAACCAGGCGGGGCUGGAAGCGCGAUUGGCGGCGCUGGAAAGCAUGUUGAGGGAUGUACCGCCGAAUGUGCAUAAUGCGUUCUUAUCGACGCUUGAUGCGAGGCUCGGGAGCGGGACGGGAGUGGGGAUCAAGGAAGGAGGGAGUGGGGGAGAAGGCGUGGGCGUGGCGGCAGAGGCGUUGGGCGGGACGACGACGAAUCUUUCAGAGCUGGUCGGGAUGAGCACGGGAUAUACGCCAGCCUUGAGCCCGUAUGAUCAGCAAAACAAAUUGGCGGCGGAUUGGGGAUUGAACAGCAGCGGCGGCCCGGAUCUGAACGGCUGGCUCGGUGCAGGAUUGGGAAAGAAGAAGGAAGAAGUGGGUAUGGAUGAGCUGGCCAAGAAGCUGGGUGGCAUGAGCUUUUUCUACGAAGACGAGAUUGGACAGGCAAAGUGGCAAGGCGCCACAUCCGGAUUCCCUCUGCUACACCUGCUCGCUGCGCACAACGCGUCCAAAGAAGAUGAUGACGAGGGAGCUGGCGAACAAGAAAUCCUCACCUCGCCCGCCGCCGAAUCGACACUAUCCACCUCGCCCAACAACCCGCACCUGUCUCGCCGCGUAUCCUCUGCUUCCACAGCGCUCAACCGCACAUCUACCGCUCAGCCGAAACGAUCCCAGUCGAUCGGGCUCGGCGCCAUAGGCCGCCGGGCAAGCAGCAUGGAAGGAAAAAGGAAAGAACGCUUCUUCCCCGACCGUACGCCCCGGCCACACCAGACGCUCAACCCGGAAGCGAGCUGGAAAGUGAUCACCGGCGUGAUUCCCCCGGACCUGAUGGACACUCUCGUCCGAUGCUACCUCUCCACCUCGCACCUCUUGUGGCCGUUCCUCCAUGUACCGUCGUUCUUGGCAGAUUAUGCCAACCCGGCACAGUGGGGUGAACCGGGCUUCACGUGCUUUAUCGUGGCGGUGUGCACGCUGUCGUCGCGGCAUGUGGAUGACCCGCGUGUGAGGGCAAACCCGAAUGACCCGUCGACGGCGGGCAAGCAGUACUUUGAGUUGUUUAAGCGGUUGCGAGAUUUGCCGUCGGCGGAUAGGCCUACGUUGUAUAGUAUCCAAGCGGCGUUCUUGGCUGCCAUCUAUGCGUUUGGUUUGGGAAACUUGAGCAAGGCGUUUGCGUUGCAAGCGGAGAGUAUCACAUUAUGUUUGGACGGAGGUUUACAUAGGAGUGUGGAUGCGUAUGAUCAUUUCGAUGCCGUCGAGAAGGAGACUAGAAAACGAACAUUUUGGUCCAUCUACUCGUGGGAUAAACAAUCCGCCGCGCUAUUCGGACGACCACCAAUCAUCCACCUCCGCGACUGCGACGUUACCGAGCCCAUCAUCGUCGACGACGAAAACCUCGUGCCAGAAGGUAUCAAAGACGACGCCAUCAAUCCCAAAAGUCGUAUGUGCGCAUUCGUCGCUACGAUCCGGCUGCACGUCAUUCUCGAGGGUGUGAUUGAUUCCGCGACGUCGCCGUCGGCCUUCCCAACGAGUCCGUUCUUGGCGCGGGCGGCGGCUACGAUUGCGAGGAGGAUGCCACAGACAGAGACGUUAAGGGCGGAGGAAGAGCUGUUGGAAGAAUGGAAACGGAUAUUGCCAAAGUAUUGGAAUUAUGACACGGAUACGGCGAAUUCGCGGGAUCCUAUCCGAAUCACGCAGGCAGAGCGGUUGCAUUGUCUGGAGCACCUGGUCAAGAUGAUCAUCUAUCGACACCGAUUCUCGGGCUUUGUGGCUAUUCCGGCAUGUACACCAGAAGAGCGCACGAGGCAUCUGGAUCUUUGCAAAAAGGCCAUGCAGUGUGCGCUGACCAUCAUUGCCGACCACGUCCACAUCAGCCAAAGAGGCAUGAUGACUUAUUACGGCGUGCAUGUGAUUCAUCAACUCGCGCAAGCUGGCCGUACACUGGUAGCUGUGAUUCUCAACUGCCGCAACACUGAUUUCAGACCGAUCAUUGCACCUUCAAUCGAGGGGCUGCGUUCGUGUGUGGGACUGUUGAGGCGGUUCAGCGGGCGGUAUCUGUGUGGUUUGAGAUCUGCGGAUAUCAUUGACGAAUUCUGUCGAGUGUGCAACAUUCCCGUCGACUCGCCGCGAGUGCCAGAUUCUGCCGGCCGACCUUCCCCCGCCUGGCUCCGUCCGGUACGCAAACAUAUCGCCACGACUCCCCCCAUUUCCGACUCGCCCGCCAGCUCGGGCAUGAUGAAUUUUGACCCCAACGCGCUCCACAGUACCGACUCUGGACGCCCUUCGCUGGGCGGGCUCGGUGGUCUGGGAAGCUCGGCGCCAGAGCUGGAAGCAUUGUUCAACACUGCCGCGUACUUUAACGUGCCCGGUGAACAGGAUGUGAAUCCUGUCGCCUCGACGCGUGAAUCGGGCAGUGGCGGAUUCAUGCCCACGCUCGGGGGACUUGGUGAAGCUUCAGCGCCGUUUGACAGGUUUGAGACGCUCACUCCGAAUGCGAGUCUGGGCAAUGGCAAUGCCAUGCUCAGUGGGCAAGAUGCGGAUUCUAACAACUAUACAUAUAAUGCCAACGCCAGCGCGAGUGAUGCGGACCAACCUAUGAGCGAGCACCAGCAGCAAGCUGGGGCGAGGGCGGGUAACUUGAGUUUCGACUAUGGGAUGAAUGGGCAGGGCUUUGGCGGGGAGAGUCUGGCGACGGCAGGAAUGGAUAAUGUGUCGGACGGGCUAAAGCAGGGUGGGAGUGCUUUGUCCGCGGCGACGAUUCUGAGUCUAAUGGAGGAGGGGUCGUUUGACUAUGGGAGUGUAUUUACGGACCAGGCGCCAUGA
Cryptococcus wingfieldii CBS 7118 is the source of this 3258-nucleotide messenger RNA. Its product is annotated as nuclear protein. Gene Ontology annotation, molecular function: DNA-binding transcription factor activity, RNA polymerase II-specific; zinc ion binding; DNA binding. Gene Ontology annotation, biological process: regulation of DNA-templated transcription; DNA-templated transcription. Lineage: Eukaryota; Fungi; Basidiomycota; Tremellomycetes; Tremellales; Cryptococcaceae. The transcript is spliced from 7 exons. The record is from RefSeq and is a predicted model, not a curated record. The coding region runs from base 1 to 3258 and encodes 1085 amino acids.